This is a messenger RNA of Gadus macrocephalus (Pacific cod), 908 nucleotides long. Its product is annotated as protein boule-like. Bases 45 to 908 code for a protein of 287 amino acids. Lineage: Eukaryota; Metazoa; Chordata; Actinopteri; Gadiformes; Gadidae. Gene Ontology annotation, molecular function: RNA binding. The transcript has 8 exons. The record is from RefSeq and is a predicted model, not a curated record.
CCUAGGGGCCCGAUAUGUCAUAAUCCGUCUAUGGAGAACAGGACAUGCUUGAGGAUAUGAUCCAGACAGGCAGUACACCCCCCCUCGCCCCCAUCCACGGGCCGGCCCCCCUGAGCAUCAUGGUUUUCCCCAACCGGCUGUUUGUGGGGCGCGUCGACUGCCGGACCACAGAGGAAGACAUCUGGCGGUUCUUCUCCCGCCAUGGAGCGGUGAAGGAAGUCAACAUCGUCUUCAACCACUUGGGCCUGUCCAAGGGCUACGGCUUCGUGACCUUUGACUCCCAGGUGGACGCCCGGAGGCUGCUGGAGAUGGCUCCCAGUCUCCUCUUCCAGGGUCGUAAUCUGCUCGUGGCCCCGGCCGUUCGCAGACUUUCCCGCCGGCAGAGAAGUGGAUGCGAGGCAGACCGCGCCCAACGCGUCCUUCACCUGACCACUCCCAGCGGACACCCCUACACCUUCUGCAACGGGGUGGCCUACUUCAGACGGCUGGAACCGGGGCCCCCGGCACACUGCGGUCCCACUGUGGCCCCCCAUGGACACUACGGUCCCACUGUGGCCCCCCAUGGACACUACGGUCCCCUCGUCGUGGCCCCCCACGGUCCCUACGGUCCCACUGUGGCCCCCCCGGCACACUACGGCCCCACUGUGGCCCCCCAUGGACACUACGGUCCCACUGCGGCCCCCCACGGACACUACGGUCCCCCCUAUCAGUUUAUGGAGCAGCUGGUCCAACCGGCCUUCUGCCAGAUCUACCCCCAGAGCCCUGUCGGAGUGUGUGCCCACCAUGAGUACAGAGAAGAAGAAUCUGACCGGGUUCAACCCGUUCCCGCCGGGGGGUUGGUUCGGCCGCCGCCUCAGAGGGCGGACCCUGACGACGCGAUUAGCCAGCGAUCAGACCCCCGACAGUGA